UCUUUGGUAUUAGUUGGAAAAACUGGUAUGGGUAAGAGUAGCUUGGGAAACAGUCUUCUCUGUCAUUCCGGUCCUGGUGAAAAACCAUUUAAAUCAAAAAAAUCUGCAGGCUCGAUCACCAAACAAUGUGAACGAAAAAGAGCUACUUUAGGAGACGGUACUCUUUUAACAAUAGUCGAUACUCCAGGUUUAUUCGACACUUCUGUCCCGAACGGACAAACUAUAAAUGAAAUAAUUAAAUGUAUAUCAUUAAGUACACCUGGACCCCAUGCUAUACUAUUUGUUUUGAAUUUGAGACGAUUUACAGAAGAGGAGAUCAAAACCGUAGACAUUUUGAAGAGACUGUUUGGUACAGAAGCCAUGAAAUAUAUCGUCGUUGUGUUUACUGGGAAAGACGAACUUGAUGAUGUCGAAGACGAUGAUGACAUAAAAACAAUUCAAGACUUCGUUAAAAAUGGCCCUGAUUAUCUACGAAAAUUCGUAAGAGAAUGUAAUAUGAGGUAUGUAGGUAUAGCAAACAAACCAUCUUCACCAACUCAUUGUAGUGACGUUAAAGAUGUCAUGACUCUCAUUUACAAAACGAUGGAAGUGAAUGGAGACCAGGUAUAUUCGCAGGAAGCAUUC
Lottia gigantea (owl limpet) is the source of this 624-nucleotide messenger RNA. RefSeq lists its product as hypothetical. The transcript has a single exon. Gene Ontology annotation, molecular function: GTP binding. The record is from RefSeq and is a predicted model, not a curated record. NCBI's taxonomy places the organism in Eukaryota, Metazoa, Mollusca, Gastropoda, Lottiidae. The annotation marks the transcript as partial.